Messenger RNA from Helianthus annuus (common sunflower), 1140 nucleotides. RefSeq lists its product as uncharacterized. The transcript has a single exon. Lineage: Eukaryota; Viridiplantae; Streptophyta; Magnoliopsida; Asterales; Asteraceae. The record is from RefSeq and is a predicted model, not a curated record. The coding region runs from base 1 to 1140 and encodes 379 amino acids.
AUGACGGCCCUGAGGCAGAUGUCUUCCGAAGAAAGAGAGGACUUGAUCACCGGUCAGAAACAUAAGGAAAAGGAGAAAGACAACUCAGGUAACACUGGUUUGGACCAACCAUACCUACCACGAGACUUGGCCGAGGUCUCAAAGUUCACAAGGAGAAUUUCAGAGGCACCCAUGCCCCCCAAGACAAAGCUGCCUCCAGGCUUUGACCGCUAUGACGGAACGAGAGAUCCAGAGGAUCAUCUGCAUGCUUUCCGGGGGGCAGGGCAACUGGGAAGGUGGUCCAUGCCAGUGUGGUGCCACAUGUUUGUGCAAACUUUAACGGAAGGAGCCCGGUUGUGGUUUGACAGCCUUCCCCCGGGAAGCAUAGACAGUUACGAAGAGUUAAGCGAAAAAUUCCUCAGGAACUUCGGCCAACAAAGGAAGGUAGUCAAGAAUCCCAAUGAAAUCCUCCAUAUCAGACAAAGGGACAACGAACGGAUAGAUCAGUAUAUGGAAAGGUUUGUCAAAGAAAGCAUGAACAUCAAGGAUGUCCCGGAGGUCAUGAAAAUUAGCAGCUUCAUAAACGGGCUGAAGCAUGCACAACUGUGUGAAAAGCUAGGAGAGGAGUUCCCACCUUCUUUCGACAAUCUCAUGGACAGGGUGAGGGCUUUCGUCCGGGGAAAGGAUACGGUCAGCAAAGCUAAGGAGACAGACACCACGUCCCGGAGGGCCACUCCAACAACAAGACCACUUGAGAAAGGUACCCUCUACACACGAAAGCCUCCCUUUGAUAGAAUGUUGCAUGACAGGGCAAGACCCUCAUACUCCCCCUACAGACCCCGAGGGAGGGGCCUCCCCCCUUACUCCGACAGCUUCACCCCCCUUGUCAAAACCCCAAGUGAAAUACUGGCCACGGAAAGGGUGAAGAAUUCUUUCCCGAGGCCACCCCCCAUAAAGCCAGGACCCAAAGCACAGCCGAAUGAAUAUUGUGAAUUUCAUAAGGGCUUCGGUCACAAAACUGAUGACUGCAUGUACCUCAAGAGGGAAAUAGAGGCGGCGGUGAAGACAGGAAGACUGGCGCACCUGGUCAAGGAGAUCAAAGAAGGGGGAGGGGAUCGUAAAGGGAAGAGAUGCAAGAGAGCCGGGGAGGGCAGAUGUUGA